Pleurotus ostreatus (oyster mushroom) is the source of this 1005-nucleotide messenger RNA. RefSeq lists its product as uncharacterized. Bases 1 to 1005 code for a protein of 334 amino acids. Lineage: Eukaryota; Fungi; Basidiomycota; Agaricomycetes; Agaricales; Pleurotaceae. The record is from RefSeq and is a predicted model, not a curated record. The transcript is spliced from 4 exons.
AUGCGAACAUACCAAUUCAAUUACCAAUUCCAAACAUACACGAACAUGGCUGGCAAGACACACGUCUUCAUCGUUGGCGCCACGGGGUAUACUGGAGGCGCAAUCGCCAAAGCCCUUCUUCAGGCGCGGACCUUCCGUUUGUCCAUCCUGAUUCGGGAGUCAUCUAUUAACAAGCCCGUCAUCAAGGAACUCACCGAAGCUGGCGCCGAGGUCGUAAGAGGAGAUAUAUCCGAGUCCCCCGAGAAGCUGGAGUCCUACCUGAAGGGCGUGGAUGUCUUGAUCUCCACAGUCCCCGUGAUGGUGGAUCAGAAGGCCUUGUUUUUGGCGGCCAAGCAAGCUGGCGUCGGACGCGUCGUUCCGUCCGACUUUGGGCCUAUUGCACCCAAGGGUGUCAUGAACAUGCACGAUAUCAAACUUGGGAUCCGUGACUAUAUUAAGGAGCUAGGCCUGCCACAUACUUUCAUUGAAGUUGGGUGGUGGCUUUCGGGGAUGCUGCCCCCUCUACAUUCGGCGGCGAACACGCUUCUGACCCAGAAGUACUACAUUGGCAAUCGUGAUCAGAAGCUCGUUUACUCCACAUUGUCGACCAUCGGUAAAAUGGUCGCGCGCAUCGUCAUUGAUCCACAAACGUUGGGCCAGACUGUCGUGGUGUAUGACGGAGAAAUCAGCAUCAACGAGACAUGGAAAGUCGCAGAAAAGGUCACCGGAGAAGACUUUUCCGACUAUCCCAAAGUGUCCGAUGAAGAGAUAGAGAGAGGCUGUCAACAGACGGGUAACUGGGCGAAAAAGAUCCUUGCUGAAUAUUACAGGAGCUUGUUCAUUCGCGGGGACAACACCCUUGCAAAUGCGGAAGCGUUUGGUCACCUCGAUGCUAGGAAGCUGUACGAUGACAUAGCAUAUCCCAAUGUUGAGGAGGAGGUGAGGAACCACUAUGCGCUGGGCUUUGCGCUUGAAUACAGCGUGCCGGAGGAACUUCUGUUGGAUGUAUUCAAAACGAUAGUGUAG